AUGGCAUCAUCGGAUGAAGAGGGUGAAAUUAUCCCAGUUGUUACCAGUUAUUGGUUUGAAAAUGAAAAGGAGGAUUUUGUGUCACUUUGUAGUUUGACAUUGUUGUUUAGCAUUAGUGAGACCGAAUGUGACUUGGGAGAAAAAGUAUUUUUGCGUGGCACAACCGAUGAUAGCCUGCAGAAAAUUUACAAACAGAUCACAGGAUGGAGAUUUGAACUUACCUAUGAGCAGCCCGAGAUUUCAGUGCUUUCAAAGGACCGAAAUUGGAUAACACUCCAAAGACCAAGGGAGUGUUUUGAAAGUACAAUUAGGACAAUCUUGGUCACUGUAUAUUUUUUACAUUUUCUAAGAAGGAAUCCAGAGGAAUCUCAACUAUCUAUUUGGGACAAACUGAAGAAGGCCUUUAGCGCAUUUGAUAUCAUACCAUCUGUGAAUGAUAUUCUAAAUCAUGUGAGUUUGAUGAGAGAAGCUGUUAAAAGGGACAAAGAUUUAGCAAAAUCAAAGGAUGAGGAGAAUGUACAAUCUGAUGAACUGAAUCUCGUUGGAGAGCAAAAUAUUGGAUAUGAUACUGUUUGUUCAAUAUGUGAUAAUGGUGGUGAAAUACUUCCUUGUGAAGGAAGUUGUUUGAGAUCCUUCCAUGCAACUAAAGAGGCUGGUAUAGAUGCAUUUUGUGAAUCUCUUGGCUACACCACUGCUCAAGUUAAGGCCUUUCCAAACUUUUACUGUCAAAAUUGUAAAUAUAAGCAGCAUCAGUGCUUUGCAUGUGGCAAAUUGGGUUCAUCUGAUGUAUCAUCUAAAGCUGAGGUAUUUCCUUGUGUUACUGCAAAUUGCGGUCACUACUACCAUCCUGACUGUGUAGCAAGGCUUCUCUCCCAUGGCAUUGACACCGAGCAAGAGGAAAUGGGAAAGAAAGUUGCCUUUGGCAAAGCAUUUGUCUGUCCUCUUCAUACAUGCUCUUUAUGCAAAAAGGGUGAAGUUAAAAAUGUUCAUCAUUUGCAGUUAGCAAUAUGUAGACGCUGUCCUAAAGCUUACCACAGAAAAUGUUUACCCAAGGAAAUUUCCUUCACACUUGAUUAUGAUAAGGGCAUUGAGCAGAGGGCUUGGGAUGGUUUACUUGAUCAUCGAAUUUUGAUAUAUUGCAUGAACCAUGAGAUGGAUAGCAAACUUGGGACUCCUGCAAGAGACCAUUUGGUAUUUCCUGAUAUAAAAGUCAAAAGGAAGGUAUUAAAUUACAAAUUAUUUGACAAAGGAAAGGAUACUAUAAAUUUGGGUAAAAGUUUUGAAGAUCUUCCUCCAAACUGGGUGGCAAAGCAGAGUGUUAGCUUUCGAGAAGGGGAUGUUGCCAAAGAUGUGGAAAAAAUAUGUUGCAAGAAAGAUACACUUUUCUCUAGUGCAUCAAUCAAGUUUGAUUGGUAUAGAAAAUAUUUGAAGGUCAAAAAUAUGCCUGUGUCAAAUCAUUCCUCUCCAAGUCUUUCAAAAAAGAUACCUUUAAAGGGUGCUAACUUGUCAUGUAAUUCAAGAUUAUGUGAAGCUAAAUCUCUGCAGAAAAAUUUGGUCUGUGGAAGAAUUGAAAAAACUGGCUUUGAGAAGCCUCUGGUAAACAAAAUCCGAACAUCUCUUGACUUUGAUAAUGCUGAAAUGGAAAACAGUGUAUUGUCUUUAGUGAAAGAAUCCAUGUCUACAUUUAAUGAGCAAGAAUUCAUUAAGAACCAUCAAGCCUUCUCUUCAACAUCAGGUUUAACUGAAACUGAUUUUCAUAAGAACCUUACUCAAGGGAAAGUAGAAGGGUCAAUUAAGGCUGUUCAAACAGCUUUGCAGAGUUUAGAAGAAGGAUGUAGUAUUGAAGAAGCAAAAGCUAUUUGUGACCCAGGGGUGCUCCAUCAGCUUUUCAUUUGGCAGAAGCAGAUCAAGGUCUAUCUUGCACCUUUUCUUCACGGCAUGCGAUAUACUUCCUUUGGUCGCCAUUUCACUAAAAUAGACAAACUCAAGGAGGUUGUUAAUAGGCUUCAUUGGUACGUUCAGAAUGGAGACACGGUUUUGGACUUCUGUUGUGGUUCUAAUGACUUCAGUUGUCUAAUGAAAUCAAAGCUUGAACAGAUGGGGAAGUCAUGUUCAUUCAAGAACUAUGAUUUAUUCCAACCCAAGAAUGAUUUCAACUUUGAAAAGAGAGAUUGGAUGAGUGUCAAUGCAGAAGAAUUACCCAACGGUUCUAAACUUAUCAUAGGGCUGAAUCCUCCUUUUGGGGUGAAGGGUUGUCUUGCUAACAAAUUUAUUAACAAAGCAUUGACUUUCAAUCCAAAACUUCUUAUUCUAAUUGUACCAAAAGUAACUAAAAGACUUGACAAAAGGAAAGGUGGAUAUGAUUUAAUUUGGGAGAGUGAUGAGAUGUUUACAGGAAAGUCAUUUUAUCUUCCUGGUUCUGUUGAUGUACGAGACAAGCAAUUGGAAGACUGGAACUUGAAGCCACCACCUCUCUACCUUUGGAGUCACCCUGAUUGGACCAGUUUUCACAGGAAAAUUGCUCAAGAACAUGGCCACAUGAAGGAGGAAUAUGAUAUGCAUGUGAAGAAUUAUCUUAUGGAGGAGAAUCAUGACUGUUACCAGGACUAUUCUGGAUUACAUAAACAUGGGGAUGUUUUGAGCAUAUUUGAUGAUAUUCCAUGUGAUGAUGAUGAUGGUGCAGAUGAGGAAGUUGCAACAUGCAAUGCUCAGGGUCAGGUGAAGGGAACACUGUUUUCUGAUUGUGGAGGAGAAAUGGAAUUGGAGAAUAGGUUACCCUUUGAUGAAGCUGAGGAAAUGUGCAUUGAUAUGGAGUUAUCAACUCCCUAGAAAUAUGAAAUGGCUACACAGAUACAAAAUGAAGAAAUUAGGUCUUCUUUAAAGUAGUAAGUUUGAGAUGAAUGAAACUGUUAAAUGGAAUUUAGUAGUAGGAUUGGUUAUGAUGUGUUCUUAUUACA
Messenger RNA from Vigna angularis (adzuki bean), 2957 nucleotides. Its product is annotated as protein ENHANCED DOWNY MILDEW 2. The transcript is spliced from 17 exons. Bases 1 to 2829 code for a protein of 942 amino acids. The record is from RefSeq and is a predicted model, not a curated record. NCBI's taxonomy places the organism in Eukaryota, Viridiplantae, Streptophyta, Magnoliopsida, Fabales, Fabaceae.